Molecule: messenger RNA, 840 nt
Organism: Mycena citricolor
Lineage: Eukaryota; Fungi; Basidiomycota; Agaricomycetes; Agaricales; Mycenaceae
Source: the annotation of a GenBank genome assembly
UGAGUGCCAGGCGGAGUUGAUGAGUUUGAGGGUGAGGAGCAUUUACUCUCCGGCCGCGGACUGGGGACUGAGUUGAACACAUAUUCGGUUGCUACAGCGCUGUCUCCUCUGCAUCCGCACAAUAGGAUCUCUCUUAUCCAGGUCGGAUAACCGUCAGUCCUGAGAGAUCACUCGAACGUCAAACUCGACGAGUCCUGUGAUCAAAGAUAGGCAUAUCAAUCGGAGACUAUCAUAAUCGGGACUGCCCUCUGAACCUACCAUGGACCUUUCUGAGAGGAAAAAUACUGACCUUGACGCUUCAGCCGGUAACCUGGAACCUCGUCACCUUGGCCCCGUCUUUGAAGAAAAGCCGGAUCAUGACUUUCACUACAAAACUUUGAGUUGGCAGUUUGUGGCUCUACUUAUGAUUGCGGAGAUCGUCAGCAACGGCAUGCUUUCCCUGCCGUCUGCGCUUGCUGUUGUUGGGAUUGUACCCGCCGUCAUUCUGAUUCUGUUCUUCGGUGUCUUUGCCCUGUAUACUGCAAAACUUUUGAUCGACUUCAAGUUGAAUCAUCCGGAGGUCCAUAACAUGGGGGAUGCCGGAUACAUUCUGGGUGGUGUUGUGCCUCGGGAAAUCUUAUCUGCUGGGACGAUCAUCUUUGCAAUUUGUGGAACUGGUUCCGAGCUGUUAUCCGGCCAACAAGCGCUCUCUACUCUGACCAACAAUGGCUUGUGUGCUGAGUUUCUGGGAAUUACGGCCUUCCCUAAGUAGCCCAAAGGGGAAAUGUCCGGCAUCCCCGCCGAAGUGAUGGCAAUGAUCUAUCUGAUGUCUUAGAUAUUCCUUGUGCAUUUAGAUAUUCC